UUCUUCUUACCACGCACUUUUGACAUUGCAUUUUAUACGGAACAAAAUAUACCGUGAAACAAAUGAAGAUCGCACUUUGUUUGCUUGUUGUUGUUGUGAUGAUUCGGAUGGACAUGUUUUGUAGGGCGAAAAAAAGUUUUGAGGACGUCUGGAUAACAGGCUAUGGACCAUCGGAACACACAAUUUCCCUUUGUUCAAAUGUAGACGGUCUUUGGUAUUGCAAAGAACGUAUAACCAUAAGAAAAGCUCUAAAUUAUGAAACAGGUCCACUCCGUUGGAAAAGUAAAACCACUGACAUUGCCUGUUUGUCUACACAAGUUGAUGAAAAUAGCCGUCACAUUGGAAAUGAAUCCUUAUAUGCUUAUGUAUCUAGUAAAGUUAUGAUCGUACAUACGGGACAAACGUUGAAUAAGUACAUCGGUUUUCUUAAGGAUUGUGAAAGAAAGCUUAUUUUUACGGUACCAACUUUAGUGACAUCACAUAGAACAGAGUUGAUGCAGCAUUUACAAAAACUUGAGAGCGUUGACACAGUUCCAAUACUUGUUGUUCAUACUAAAAGAUCAUACAUUCCUGUAAACCUCUCGGGGAAAUCUGUCGCGAUUACGCAAGUUAUUAUCGUCAACCAGACCAAAAGCUUUAGAUUCGAGUACGUUAAAACGCUGAUAAAGUGUGUUCUUCUUUUAGCGUUUUUCUUGAAAAUUAAGACACCUAGCGAUAACGAAAGCUCAAAACAAGACAAGACGAACGAAAUUAUAGCAUGUACGUUUUUAAACCAUAGCUUCGAAUUAAAGGGUUUAACCAAACAUUUAUAUCAAUGUUAUAUCUCGCCAAAUGUAGAAGACACUGUAUGCUGUCCCACCUUACAACACACCUCAGAAGUAUCAAAUAAUAACACAAAGCACGGCAUAAUUAAGAGAGGUCACGAAGAUUCAGAAUCGGACUCGGGUGAAGAUUCUCGUAGUACCUCUCCACUAGGUGAUACAAUCUCUCAAAAAGCAGCGAACGCAGCACAACUACCCGCUAACGUAAACAUGGUCGGUGAAUGGGACAGAUAUAUAACUUACGGAAAGUGUCCUGAUGAUUCUCAUUGUAAAAAUGUGUAUCCUACAAUAUUAGCAAAAAAUGGAUUUUAUUUUAACGUAGAGAAGGAUCUUAGUGAAUGCUUUAGUUGUGGGGGCAGAGUGAACGUAUGGGAAGAGGAAACAGUAGUAAAGGACGUCCACCUAAAGAUAUUUUCGCAAUGUGAUUUUGCAAAUGGCAAGGACACUUUCAACGUUCCAAUUCACAAUGAUGAAAAAGGAAAUGACACCAUAUAUACUGAGCUGGCCAGCGGUGCAUGCGGUGUUAACGAAAACGUCAACAUUGAACCAAAAUGCGAAACAGUUAGCACCGAACAUAAGUCUAGCAAAAUUACUCAUCGACAUGAAAAACAACGGACAGAGACACCACUUGAGCAACUGUCUUACGCCGAGGACACUCUCUUCGCUAGCGCAAGACAUCCUGAUCUUGCCAGCCGAGAAAAUCGCACGUCUACCUUCCUAAACUGGGCUUACUCGCAUACUGCGUCGAUAAACAGCCUGGUCGACGCUGGACUUUAUUAUACAGGUACUUUUGAUGAAGUUCGCUGCUUCCAAUGUGGCGGUGGCAUGCGGAACUGGCAGCAAGGGGACGACCCUUGGAUGGAGCAUGCGUACUGGUUUCCGGACUGCGAGUACGUGCGACAGCGCAGGGGCCAGGGCUUCAUCGACAUGGUUCGCAUGGGAAGAGCAUUUGAACGAGGUCUUGACAUUGGACCAAGCCAACGGACACUUCAACCAACAGAACAGGAACGAUAUACUGAAUCUCAACUGUUUUCUCAACAUCGAGCCAAUCCAAGGGCUCCCCCAUCUGACAUCGCAACUGUCCAGAUUCCUGAUGACUUGAUGUUAGACUCUGUUGCUAAUAUGGGCUUUGACAAAGAGCACGUGAUUCUCGCCCUGGGUCAUAUAAGAAGGACGCAUUCUGAAGGAUACAAAAUUCAGCCCGAAGAAUUGAUCGACUAUCUUCUGGCCAAUCCGCGAACAGAACCAUCUGUCGUCACCCCAUGGGUGUCUAAAGAAAUCAACGAAGAAGCGAGACCUAAAAAGGAAAGGAAGAACAAGAAGAAAUCAAAUGACGUCAAUAACGCUUUAGAUACAAGCUCUGAAAACAAAGACAUCAGUGCUAUUUUGGAUGAAAAUGAGAAACUUAAGCAGCAGUUUAUGUGCAAGGUGUGCAUGGAUAACAACGCUUGCGUAGUAUUCGUGCCGUGUGGUCACAUGAUCACGUGUGUGAAAUGCGCAAGCGCACUGAGAAAAUGCGCUAUCUGCAGGGCGAACAUUCAAGGAAGCAUACGGGCUUAUUUAGGUUGAAUGGCUUUGGGAUGACGUUAAAAUGUUGUGCCAAACAUCAAAUAUCAAUCUGGUUAUACAGUUUUAUACAUUUUGGUUUAUGACAUAUUUUUUUAUCUUUGUGAUAUAGAUCAAACGUCUUUACGUUUUUUGUUACUAGGCAGCAUUUGAGUGGCAUUUAAUUAUUAGUUUUAGGACUACAAUACUAGUAUACUUUUUAAAUGCAAUUGACUUUCUACGAAGAAGUGGGAACAUACUGUUUUGCACUUUUCCGUGUGGUCGGUCAUUCGGUCCGUACGUAGACCAUUUCGUUUUCAGUAUCGAAACGACGCUUUUAACUACGAGCAUUGCAUUGAUUAUGUUUGUAUUACUUGGGAUAAAAGAAUGACGCAUUUUGCUUGUGAUGUCAACAGGAUAAGGGUCAAUGUGACAGGGCUUGAAACAUUAAAACUUUUUUCCUUUGACCGUUUUAUUCCCGAACGAUAUCUACAAAAAUAAGUAUGUUUACUGUUAGAGUAUUAACAAUUUUGUUACAUUGGGUUAACACUUGUUUUGCUUAGUGAUGUUCUGAUUAUUUGUCCCCUACCGGGAGGACUUAUGGUUCUCCCUCUGAGCGUCUGUCUGUGAGUCUGUGAGUCUAUCACACUUUUCUGGAUCCUGCGGUUACUUUAGAAGUUCUUCAUAUUUUUUCAUGAAACUUGAAACAUGGAUAGAUGGCAAUAUGGUCAUUAUGCACGUCAUUUCAUUUUGUUCCUUCGUCAACAAUUCUCGUUGCUAUGGAAACAAAUAUAUAUAUAAAAAAACUGACAAUGGUGGAGCCGGUAGGGGCAUAUAUUGCUUGGCAAUAGUCUUGUUCAUUUAGAUAAUUAAUUUUGGCAAGCAGACUCUUGACGCGACGAUGACGACGGGAAAAUUAAAUCGAUUUUUUUUUUCAAAUGUCUUUAUUCAGAUCUGACAUGCAUGUCAACGAGAAUUUAAUAAUGAAUUACUGUAAUAUAACAAUUGUGUAUUUUAUAAUGCGUCGAACAAGUAAAUUAUUGCAUAUGUUUUAUAUCUUAAACAUAUGUUUUCUUGUACGGUGAUGUAUUUCCUUUCCUCUUGAGUUUAUUAAUAACCACGAAUGUAACUUCCCUUUAUUAAGUUUAUUGCAACAUUUCAAGAUAUAUAUAUACGACUGUUAACCAGGGAUAUUUAUGAUUAGUUUUAUUUGAUUAUAUCUUUACGCGCUCGAUAAUUUGAAAUAAACAUUCAAAAGAGCCAUGGAUUACGCUUAUCAUAUGUGUGUACUUAGCCGACACUUUUUUUUAAUCUCGGGACGUUUUGCGCUACAAAUGGGAUAUUUCAACAUUCAUUUAGUAACCUGUCUGCAAUAUUUAUAAUUUUAUUAUGUACAAUAUUUAUUUAUGACUACAUACUAGGAUAUGCUUUGUAUAAUUAAAUUAAUAAGUUAAAAUUACAUUAUUUUUAUUCGUUUCAAAGUUCAAUUAAACCACAGGUAUUGUGAUAUUUUUUUUAACUGAAACCAUGCUUUAUAACAAGAAUGAACUGACACUUAAAUUGAAACGAUUAUUUAAUGGCAUAUUAUACAGAUAAACGAAAUUCCGCACUAUUGAGUCAUGGUGAAAUUAUUAAUAAUAUGGAAGCACUUGCCCAGGGGAGAUACCGCUGGAGACAUGACCAGGUACUCCGAGAGGUAGCGGAUACACUUGAGAGACACAAGAAGAAGGCACGAGUACAUGCAGGGGCAAAGCACAUCAACUUUGUACCAGCAGGGACAGUAAUGAAGGGUACAAAGGGAGGACAUCCGAGUAUCCUAGACGGCACAAAUGACUGGGAACUACGGGCAGAUCUUAUGAAACAGCUGCAGUUUCCAGACAUUGUCCACACUACCCUACGCCCAGACAUUGUGAUGGUCUCCGGAAAGACAAAGAAGAUCAUCCUGGUAGAGCUGACUGUCCCAUGGGAAGAAAGAUGUACUCAGGCACAUGAGAGAAAGAAGGCCAAGUACGAAGAUCUCGUCCAGGAAUGUAGAGAGGCCGGGUGGAGAGCAUGGAACUACCCGAUUGAAGUGGGAUGCAGAGGGUUUCCUGCACCAUCGCUGGGAAAGAUGUUCCAGGAUAUGGGAAUAGAGGGACAGGCGAGAAAGCUGGCCAUUAAGAAGGUAUCACAGGCAGCAGAAAGAAGCUCCAGCUGGCUGUGGCUAAGGAGGAACGCCAGUAGCUGGAAGCCAUCCACUAAUGGGUAGUGUCUGAUCAACACUGCCGCCCGCCACUUAGAGCUUGUCCUAGGUUUAAAAGGGCGAAACAAGCAAUGACAAGUGGUACCUAGCUGAUGACAUUAGUGGAAAGCAGUUUAUCUGUAUUUUACAACAAUAAGUCGCGUAAACCUCAAAUAACAUAUUCAGAACUGAUGUUAAACAUUUGAUUCGGUGUAUUGAAAGAACAUGUACAUCGACAUCUUAUGAUGAUCAAUUAAGAACAUGAAUGUAAUAUACGUCGUUUCUCUCAAGAGAGUUACACAUAUUGUAUGUUAAACGUUAAUGGAUAAUGUAACCGUCAAAAUGCAUAUAUAUCAUACCUAUCUUUAAAAAAUAGUAUAGUUUAGCAUUUUAGCUGGCUAUGAAUAUAUUCUACUGAAAUCAAAAUCAAUCUAUAUAUAUGGACAUAUUGCAUGUAUUUUGAAUAAAUAUUAUUUAGAUGUUUACAUGUUAAUUUACCAUAUACGUCAUAAAUAUUACUUUGUGUAUUAGCACAUUUGGUAUUGGAUUUAUGAAAAUGUAGGUUAAUAGCAACUGUAUUAUAUUUGACAAUGCAAACAAUGAAGAUAUUUAUUGUUAGUUGUAUCGAAUUAUACACCUGGUUAUACUGAUUGGCGUAUUAGGUACGUCGUCCUUCUAUUUCAUUUGCAGCUUUUAAUGUGUUAAAUGUUAUUGUUCAACUUGCAUAUAUGUUUCUUAUCUUUAUUGUAAUUGAGUUAUUUAAAUAUAAAUAAACAAAACAACGAUC
Dreissena polymorpha is the source of this 5374-nucleotide messenger RNA. Its product is annotated as E3 ubiquitin-protein ligase XIAP-like. NCBI's taxonomy places the organism in Eukaryota, Metazoa, Mollusca, Bivalvia, Myida, Dreissenidae. Gene Ontology annotation, cellular component: nucleus; cytoplasm. The record is from RefSeq and is a predicted model, not a curated record. The coding region runs from base 63 to 2390 and encodes 775 amino acids. The transcript has 6 exons.